AUGAGAAUCGGAUACUUUUCAAAGGUGGGGGCGGCUGUAACGGCCUUCUUCACCCCUUCCACCUUCCAACUUUCUGGUGGACCAGACACAGCAAAGGAACUCGUCCUCACAAAGUCUGUCGCCAUCAUCGGCGCGGGAGCAGGAGGAUCCUCAACAGCAUUCUACCUCCAAAAGCUCCUCCAACCCCCAGGAGAACCCCUGCACAAACACCAACUCCUCCACCCAACCACCAUCACCAUCUUUGACCAAUCCGAUAAAAUCGGUGGUCGUUGUCAAGUCUUUUUCACCACCAACCCUGCCGACCCCGAAAACAGCAAACCAGAACAGGAAUUGGCGAUCGAGGUUGGGGCGAGUAUCUUCGUGAAGGUUAACCAUCACUUGGCGGAUUCCACGAAGGAGUUUGGGUUGAAGGUGAAGAAGUUGGAUGAUGAGUUGUUGGCGAUUUGGGAUGGGGAUAAGUUUUUGUUUACGGAGAGUUCUUGGAAGUUUUGGUCGAUUCUGAAAGGACUUGCUCGUUGGGGUCUAACACCCAUCAAGUUGAACCGCCUGUUGAAGACGACACUGGAUAACCUCCUCAGCUUCUACACCUCCCCAGAAUCUUACACCUCCAUCCACGAAUUCUCAACUGCCCACAAUAUCCAUACCGAAGCCAGCAUGCUCACCAACGAAUACCUCGAAUCCCACGGAAUCAGCAAACAAUACGCCCAAGAGGUCGUCGAAGUCGCCACACGCGUCAAUUACGGAUCCAACCUCGAUGAUAUACAUGCCUUGGGAGCACUGGUCACCAUGGCGGCGAAUGAUGCUCAGCAAAUUGAAGGAGGCAACUUCCAGAUCUUUGAAGGGAUGGUUGCCAAGUCUGGGGCUGAGGUGAGGUUGGGGACCAAGAUUGCGAGGGUUAGAAGGUUAGAGCCCCGAUAUGAGGGUGAGGAGCCGCAGUUUGAGGUUACGACGUCUACAGGACAGAAGCAGAUCUUUGACUACAUCGUCCUUGCCGCUCCCAUUGAAUCGACAAACAUCCACUUUGACAUCUCACUCCCCCCACAACCAAAAGUCGACUACCGUACCAUCCACGCAACAUUUGUCCGUGGCCACGUCAAUCCCUCAUACUUCUAUACCUCAACCUCCCCUGCCCGAUCUUCAACCCCCUCCACAAAGGACUUCCCGACCCAUAUCCUCUCCACCAACUCGCGCGCGGAGUUUACCUCUCUCAGUAUCCAAGCCCGACUUUCGAAUGGGGAGACGAUUACAAAGAUCUUUUCGCCAGAGGUGUUGUCGAAGGAUUUGUUGGAUCGAUUGUAUUCGAACAGGACGUGGGUUAAGCAUAAGGAAUGGAAGGCGUAUCCUAAGCUGAGGCCUAUUUCUCUGGUGGAGGAGGAGGAUAGUGCAGAGCCCGAGGUUGUUGUUGGUGAGGGAGAGAGUGCGUCGUCGGAACAGAAACAAGCAGUGUUUGAGAAGCAUGCGCGAAAGCAGCACGAACAGGAUGCACAAAAGAAGGCGGUUGAGGCUUGGGGACAGGUGGAGGUUGUUCCGGGUGUGUUUUAUGUCAAUUCCUUUGAGCCCCUCAUCUCCACGAUGGAGACGGAAACGAUUUCAGGAAAGAACAUUGCCAGGCUGUUGCGCGACCGGAUCGUAGGACAAUGCCCAGUGGAAAAGAUAGUCAAGCGAUAA
Messenger RNA from Linnemannia hyalina, 1668 nucleotides. Lineage: Eukaryota; Fungi; Mortierellomycota; Mortierellomycetes; Mortierellales; Mortierellaceae. The record is from the annotation of a GenBank genome assembly.